AAAAAAAAAGUCGUGCGAACUCCGAGGUCAACAGCAGAGGAGGGCCACGUGACGUUCAGGAGGUUUUAAACCGCGCUUUAAUUAGAGUCAGCUCUUCCAAGAGCAGACAGAGUUUGUGGAAUAACGCUUGCCGUCGGAGAAGUGAAACAGGAAGGCGUGGUGAAGAUGAAGCUUCAGAAAAGGCUGCUGUACUUAGUAGGAAUUUCAAUAUUACUCUCUAUUGCGAUUGCGAAAGAUAUUCCUCAAAUCAAUGAAGUAGCAGAGAAGGAUCAGUUGGAUCUCAUAGAAGAGGAUGAAAACCUGAAUGAAAUAGAUGACUCUAGUUCAGAGAAGUCAUCUGAAAAUGAGAUCAGGGGAGGAUAUGUUGAAGAUCCAUGUCUAAAUGUUCGAUGUGGUGCGGGAAGAAUUUGUGAAGUGAACGAUAAGGGAAAAGGAGAAUGCGUUUGCAUCCCUGAAUGUCCACAAGAAACAGAUGAAAGGAGAAAGGUAUGCAGCAACCAUAACGAAACUUGGAUCAGUGACUGCGAGGUAUACAGGAUGCGAUGCUUCUGUGCAGAGGACUCUGAAGAAUGUAAAAUCAAGAAAUACAAGCACGUCCAUGUCGACUACUAUGGAGGUUGUAGAGAGAUUCAACCAUGUUCAGAAGAAGAAAUGGAAGACUUUCCAAGGCGCAUGCGCGAAUGGCUCUUCAAUGUGAUGCAAGAUUUAGCCAAACGCAGGGAACUGGAUGAUUCUUACUUGGAGCUGGAACAAGAAGCUGAACGGGAUUUAAGCAAGAAAUGGUCCAACGCCGUUAUUUGGAAAUUCUGUGACCUUGAUUCUCAUCCUUCUGACAGGUCAGUAUCUCGUCACGAGCUCUUUCCAAUCCGCGCACCUCUAUUGGCCAUGGAACAUUGCAUUGCACCAUUUUUGGACAAGUGUGACGCGGACGACGAUCAUCGUAUUAAUCUCAAAGAAUGGGGAUUAUGUCUUGGCCUAAAAGACAAUGAAAUUGAAGAUAAAUGUGCUGAAAUUAGAGAUAAUGAAUAAGUUGUUGUAAAGAUUUCUUGUUCGCUCACUGCCAAAAAAAAUCCUUUACAUUUCAGAAAUCUGUUUUGUUAAUGAACAAAUUAAUAACAUGCAAGAGAUGCAUUAACUACACACAUAAAAACUUUUUUUAUAUGCUUUAGUGUUGUGUCAGGAAGAAAAAUCAUGCCAUUGUAACUGUUGUAUUUAAAUGAAAAUAUAAAAUGUACUUCUCACUAGAUUGUUUUAGUAUCAAGAACUGGGUUAACGUCGGAAUACUUUUGUGUUUCCUGUGCAAUGUGUUGACUUGUUGUGGACCUGAAAGACUUAUUUAAUAUUGCAUCCACAUGUUGUAUAAAAUAAAUUAAAAAAUAAAAUCUUGUAGCAUU
This is a messenger RNA of Uloborus diversus, 1394 nucleotides long. RefSeq names its product SPARC-like (gene SPARC). Bases 166 to 1029 code for a protein of 287 amino acids. Lineage: Eukaryota; Metazoa; Arthropoda; Arachnida; Araneae; Uloboridae. The record is from RefSeq and is a predicted model, not a curated record. The transcript is spliced from 8 exons. Gene Ontology annotation, molecular function: collagen binding; calcium ion binding; extracellular matrix binding. Gene Ontology annotation, biological process: anatomical structure development.